CUGGGUCAGCAGCAGGAGGCUAGACAGGCGCGGUGGGAGGUGUGCAGCGCAGCAGUGUGUCAUGGGGCCAUGGGCUGGUCUAGGUGCGUGCGGAAAGGUUCGGGGCACGUGCGUGUUGCCUGUUUUGAGUGCUGAGUGUUCGAGGUGCCACCCAACCAGGAUACAGUCGCUGAAACACCAUCCGGCCGGUCCAGACUGUGUGUAUGGGGCAUAUUGCGAUUGUAUUUCAUAUGCGCGAGACAGUUGAGGGCAUGCAGUGUUUGUUUGGUGGUUUCCCGCAUGGCGGGCUCGGCGCCGUACGAUUGCCUAAAACCGAGCCAGCCUGUGAGCUUUGCAUUGUCAUGCGGAAUGAGGGCCAUCGUUCAGUAACUUGUUGCUGAACUUUGUGCGUGCCCAGUAGUGUUGUACCGGUAGGAUUCGCGUCGCAUUCCCGAGCACAUUUGGCCAGGAGUGCUGCUCUCGUUGGCGUGCUCGCCCGCCGCUGCACUGGUACAUAGGUCGCCGAUAUGUAAAUUAACUAGUGCAGCAACUGCUCAGAUACGUCCUUGUGACAGAGACGGCAGCAGCCGCAAUGUGUAAACGAAGCGACCAAACAGUAACAGCAGCGACGAGAGCGAGCCUGCUCUUUGCGGCUGUCCUGGUCGGCCUGACGGCUUACACGGCUCAAGGCGCCACACCUCAGGAGCUCCAGCUAAGGCUAACGGGCGGGGGCGACCCAUUCAACGGCACCUUGGAGAUAUACCACGCGGGGAAAUGGGGCUUGGUAUGUGCCCAGUACUUCGAUGACGUGGAGUUGAGGGUGGUGUGCGACGCCCUGGGCUACCCCGGCGCCUGGCGCCACUACACCUCCACCGCCACCCGGGGCAGCACCACACGGAUCUGGCUGGACUGGAUCAGCUGCCCCAGCAGGCACACGCCCCUGUCAGACUGCUACCAUAGCGACUGGGGCAGCUCCAUCUCCUGUGACACCAGCGAUGUCGUCGGCAUCAUGUGCGACACCCAAGCCAACGACGCCCAACCCCCAGCCCAUGGCGGCGAUGAGGCGCCCCCAUCUGCCGACAACGGAAGCUUCUACUACGACCCGCCGCCGCCACCACUCGCCGAGCCACCACCCGAGGGCGAUGCCCCGCCGGGCUUUCCCCCUCCAUCGCCACCACUCACCGAGCCACCACCCGAGGGCGAUGCCCCGCCGGGCUUUCCCCCUCCGAGUCCUUCCCCUCCGUCGCCAACGCCGCCGCGAAAGCGGCCUCCGCCUCCACCCUUGGCCAAGUCGCCGCCGUCGCCCCUGCCGCCAUCCCCUCCCCCUCCCCCGCCGCCCCCAGUGAAGCCGCCCCCUCCUCCUCCAUCCCCACCACCACGCAAGCGGCCGCCCCCACCCAGCCCGUAUCCCUCCUCUCCACCCCCUCCUCCGCCACCACCACCGCCACCACCGCCCUCACCACCACCACCACCCUCACCCCCUCCACCGCGCCCGCGGUCACCCCCGCCGCGCCCUCCGCCCCCUCGCCCUCCGCCUCCUCCGCCACCACCAGCUCCGAAACCACCAGCUCCCGAGCUCAGCCCUCCCCCGCCGCCACCACCUCCCCCGCCGCCACCACCGCCGCGGCCGCCUCCUCGCAAGCGGCCGCCGCCGUCUCCAACCACCUUGCGCCCGCCACGGCCUCUGCAGCCUCCCUCCGCGCCCCCGCCUCCGCCGCCCCCGCCGCCGCCGCCUCCCUCGCCGCUAUCACCACGCGCCUCUGGUGCCAGCUGGUACGCGCAGACGCGGCAGGGGUGUGCCAGCAUUGCGCAAACCGGAGUCUACUCGCUCCUUUACCAGGCGGCGGCGGCGCAGCAGACCGGCAGUGCGAGUAGCAGCAGCCAGGUAGCGCAGAGCGCCUUUGUCUCCUUCAUGGACGUUGUGUGCCACCUCACGGACUCCCUGGGAGGAGCCGCCGCUGCCGGUGGGGCCACUGGGGAGGGAGCCUAUUUGCUCCAGCUCGACACGCCGGCGGCGCAGCGGGCCUUCGGCGUCGCGGCGUCUGUGCUCACAACGGACUACUACGGAGCCUGGGACGCAGCAGCCUAUGAGGAGCAGUGGGGCUGGCAGGGCGAGUCGCCGGCGCGCGCCGCCGUGAACCUCUUCGUGCUCGCCGCGUGUGUGGAUCUCACGCCGGACGCAGCGCGCGCCGCCGCUCUCAGCGGCUUGGACUUUGGCACCAUGGCUCGCACCAGCAGCGUCGCGGACUUCCUCGCAAUGUACACGGAUUGCGUGGACGGCUUCGCGGGCAAGUAUGUGGAGCUGGCGCGCGUGAGCGACGUGGGUAGCUCCCCGCUCGUGCUGCGGGUGGUGUACAGCCCACCGGCGGCCGAUGGCGGCGCCGCCGUGUCUGCCUCGUCCAGCGCCGCCGCCGUGUUUGAGCCGCCGGAGCUGGAUGCGGAGGGCGUGACCUGCACUCUGGAGGAGCUGCCAGCAGCCACGACAGCGGGUGCGGCGGCGGGUGGUGAUGGAGGAGGGGCCGUGUUGGGUGGCCGCGUCCUGGGCACCUGGACCAGCGCCAACUGGUCGGCUGCUGCGGCGGACCCCAGCAGCGCUGCAGGAGGAGUGGAUGCGGCAGGAGGGGGCCUGGAGCUGCGACCGCAGCAGCCGUACCGGGUGGCUUGCUACCUGGACGAAACUGCAACUGGUCUGACCAUAAGUAGCGGGCUGCGUGUGCUGAGCUCCUUGGCGGGCGAGCAGGCCCGGACCAGCUUCUUCCCGCUUGUCCUGUUUCCGGAUGGCGGCGGGGGCAGCGGCGGAGGCGGAGGCGACAGCGGUGGUCCCGCCGGUGGCCCGGAGCCGGCGAUGCAGGGCCCUCCGGCGGUGACGGCCUACGCAUCACCACCACCCUCGCUGCCGUUCUAUGGGGGCGGGCAGUAUGGGUAUGGCACGCUUUCCUACCCACCACCACCAUCGCCAUACUACGGCGCUGUCCCGCCGCCGUACCCACCUCCACACGACUACGCGUCGUCGGCGCCGCCAGCCCAAUCGCCGCCUUGGUCCCGCCCUGCUGCGCAUGCUGAUGAGCCGCCGUUGUCGGAACAGCAGCAACCAUCCCAGCCCCCGCUACAGCAGCAGCCGCCAUCACAGCCAGACCAGGUUUCAGAGCAGCCGUCACAGCAGCCACCUCUAGAGGAGUCGCCGUCGCCUCCGCCGCCGCCCAGGAGACCUGCGCCCCACCCGCCAGCAAGACGUCCGCCGCCCUCUCCGCGGCCGCCGCCGCUGAAGCGGCCACCGCCGCCGCCGUCAGAGCCAGCGUCGCAGCAGCCCCCUGACAGCGGUGGAUUCGGCAACUUGCCAAUGGAGUAAGCUUUUGCGUGCGUAAACAGUGAUGCGCGUUUGAUGUCAUUUACUGGUAUACUGUGGCGGGAUUGAUAGCGCUGCUGUUUACAACAGCAGCUUGGUGGUAGCCAGAGGUUAGGCACAUGGCAUGCAUGUCGUGGCCUCGUGAGUAUGGGGUGUUUGCUUAGGAAUUAGAGGUGCGGUGCGGGAUGGUGGCCGCUACGUGCGGAUGGAGCGCGGCGCCUGGACAAAGCGGGGGUGCUGAGGCUGCGGACAUGUGCGUGCGUGGAAGGUAGAGACGGCCAGUUACAUGACGUCCGAAUGGCAGAUGCCUUUACAGGGCGCCCGCGGUCGCGCCCGCUUGCACCACAGUACUGUGACAGAGUACCCGUCAUCAACAACUUGUUUGUCCAAGGGUAACGAAACAGUAGUCUGUGCUUAUCGCGUUGUGUGUGUGUCCAAUCCACCGCCCAAGGUCAA
Molecule: messenger RNA, 3781 nt
Organism: Chlamydomonas reinhardtii
Lineage: Eukaryota; Viridiplantae; Chlorophyta; Chlorophyceae; Chlamydomonadales; Chlamydomonadaceae
Exons: 4
Coding region: 572-3328 (918 amino acids)
Biological process (GO): intracellular calcium ion homeostasis; activation of store-operated calcium channel activity; store-operated calcium entry
Cellular component (GO): plasma membrane; endoplasmic reticulum
Molecular function (GO): calcium ion binding; calcium channel regulator activity
Source: RefSeq, a predicted model, not a curated record